Messenger RNA from Grosmannia clavigera kw1407, 1035 nucleotides. Its product is annotated as transcription initiation factor 31kd. Gene Ontology annotation, cellular component: transcription factor TFIID complex; SAGA complex. Gene Ontology annotation, biological process: RNA polymerase II preinitiation complex assembly; DNA-templated transcription initiation. The record is from RefSeq and is a predicted model, not a curated record. Lineage: Eukaryota; Fungi; Ascomycota; Sordariomycetes; Ophiostomatales; Ophiostomataceae. Bases 1 to 1035 code for a protein of 344 amino acids. The transcript has a single exon. Gene Ontology annotation, molecular function: protein heterodimerization activity; RNA polymerase II general transcription initiation factor activity; transcription coactivator activity.
AUGGCAACCGUAGCUGCCUCCUCCUUCCAGACGAACGGCGUGUCGCCAACAGCGACCACCAACGGCGGCUCUGUGCUGCCGCCAUCAUCGUCACAGUCACAGCAGCCAGACCGGGCCCAGACGCCAUCACAGUCCAUGGUGGUCCAGCCGUCACAGAGCCAGGCACCGGCCUCGCAGACAUCCGCAUCACAGUCGUUUCAGGCAGCAGCCGCCGCUGCUGCAGCCGCUCAACAGCAACAGCAACAGCAACAACAACAACAACAACAACAGCCGUCGGUGAAGCCGCGUGACGUCCGCACGAUGGAGCUGCUGCUGACGGCCCAGGGUGUCACCUCGUACGAGACACGCGUGCCGCAGCUGCUGCUCGACUUUGCCUACCGCCACACGUCGGCCAUCCUGUCGGAUGCCCUGCAUCUCAGCGCUGACCCCUACACGACACACGCCGGAGCCCGGCCCAGUGCCAAUAGUGGCGCCACCGCUUCCGUGCCGCCGGCUGGCGACGCUGCCGUUAGUGCCAACGCCGUCCAGCUCGCUAUCGCCAGCCGCCUCGCCUUUCAGUUUCGUGGCGGCCCCGGUGGUCCGGCUGCUGGCGGUGGACCCUCCAAGGAAUGGCUGCUCGAGCUCGCCCGUGAGCGCAAUCGCGUCGCCCUGCCACGUGUUGGCGCCGUCGAAUGGGGCGCCCGUCUGCCCAGUGAACGCUUCGUCCUCUCGGGCGUCGCCUGGGGCCUCCGGGACGCCUGGGCUGCCGGCGCUGCUGAUGCUGAAGACGAGAACGACGAGGACGAUGAGGAAGAACUGGGACCGGGCGACCACGACCACGUCUUGCUCGGCACCAGAGGCGACGACACAGAAGACGGCACCCAUGGCGCUGCUGCUAGCAAGAAGCGGCCAAACGGCGACGGAGACGUUACCAUGGGCGAUGCCGAUGGCGCAGAUGACGAUGACGUCGGUGGCGACGGCGUCGAGGGUGGCACCAUUGGCGAUGUAUUUGCCGAUGACGGCAUGAUGGAAGACGAGGACAUGGGGAUGGAGUAG